Molecule: messenger RNA, 1532 nt
Organism: Melospiza melodia melodia
Lineage: Eukaryota; Metazoa; Chordata; Aves; Passeriformes; Passerellidae
Gene: COQ6
Product: coenzyme Q6, monooxygenase
Exons: 12
Coding region: 1-1404 (467 amino acids)
Biological process (GO): ubiquinone biosynthetic process
Cellular component (GO): mitochondrion
Molecular function (GO): 2-octaprenyl-6-methoxyphenol hydroxylase activity; FAD binding; oxidoreductase activity, acting on paired donors, with incorporation or reduction of molecular oxygen, NAD(P)H as one donor, and incorporation of one atom of oxygen
Source: RefSeq, a predicted model, not a curated record
AUGGCGGCGCUGCGCGGGCGGGCGCUGCUGGCCCCGCUCGGAGCGCGGCUCAGGGCCGGGCCCCGCGCCCCGCUCCGCUCCGCCGCCUCCAGCCCGCCGCUCUACGAUGUGGUGGUGUCGGGCGGGGGCAUGGUCGGGAGCGCCAUGGCCGCCGUGCUGGGGCAUGACAUCCACUUCCAUGAUAAAAAGAUUGCUUUGCUGGAGGCUGGUCCUAGGAAAGAAUAUGAUCACAUGCCAGACAGUUACAGCAACAGGGUCAGUUCCAUCUCCCCAGGAUCAGCAACCCUCCUAAGCAGUUGUGGUGCCUGGGAUCACGUCUGCAGCCUGAGACUCAAACCCUUCCGGCGAAUGCAGGUGUGGGAUGCUUGUUCAGAAGCCAUGAUCGUUUUUGAGAAAGAUGACUUAGAUGACAUGGGUUACAUAGUGGAGAAUGAUGUCAUUAUGUCUGCUCUCACAAAACAGUUAGAUGCAGUAGCAGACCGCGUGGAGGUCUUCUACAGGAGCAAAGCAGUUGGGUACACCUGGCCCCUUCCUUCCCAUGGCUGUGACACAAGCCCUUGGGUCCAAGUUGAGUUAGCUGAUGGACGCAGACUUCAGACCAAGCUGCUGAUUGGUGCAGAUGGUCAUAACUCUAUGGUCCGGAAAGAAGCUGAAAUUAAGAACAUUGAACAUCAGUAUGACCAGUCAGCUGUGGUGGCAACUCUCCAUUUAUCUGAGGCCACAGACAACAAUGUAGCAUGGCAGCGGUUCCUUCCCACCGGGCCAAUUGCGCUUCUUCCGCUGUCUGACACUGCCAGCUCUCUGGUCUGGUCUACAUCUCAUGACCAUGCAUCGGAACUUCUUGCCAUGGAUGAGGAAAGCUUUGUGGAUAGCAUCAACUCUGCCUUUUGGAGCAACAUAAACCACUCUGACUUCAUUGACACUGCCGGGGCCAUGUUUCGUUCUGCCAUUUCGCUGCUGAAGCCCUCGGGGACUGCAGUCCGUCAGCUGCCCCCGAGCGUUGCUGGCGUGGAUGCAGAGAGCAGAGCCACGUUCCCCCUGGGGCUGGGCCACGCCACAGAGUACGUCCGGCCCCGCGUGGCUCUCAUCGGGGAUGCAGCACACAGAGUCCACCCACUUGCAGGACAAGGAGUGAACCUGGGCUUUGGUGAUAUUGCAUGUUUAGCUCAUCACCUCAGUGCAGCAGCCUUCAACGGGAGCGAUCUGGGCUCCUUAAAACACCUCCUCAAGUUUGAAACAGAACGUCAGAGGCAUAAUGUCUCCUUGUUAGCUGCUACUGAUAUGCUAAAAAGGCUGUACUCUACCACACUGGCUCCUCUGGUGUUGCUGAGGACAUGGGGAUUGCAAGCAACAAAUGCCCUGCCUCCUGUCAAAGAGCAAAUAAUGGCUUUUGCCAGCAAGUGAUCUGUUGUCAGUCUGCCUGUCAGCAGCUUGCCAAUGAAUGCAUUGCCUUUAAAAGGACUGUGACUUACUUGAAUCUUUGAAUUUUUAUUUUAAUUUACAAUAAAAUUGAGGGAUUGAGCUGUGUAUUA